Molecule: messenger RNA, 21073 nt
Organism: Spirometra erinaceieuropaei
Lineage: Eukaryota; Metazoa; Platyhelminthes; Cestoda; Diphyllobothriidea; Diphyllobothriidae
Source: the annotation of a GenBank genome assembly
AUGCCAGUUGCAGGAUCUGGGGCGGUAUGCUUAUUACAUUUAAAAUAGUUUACUUUGCUUAAGCAAAAUGCUUUGAGUUACUUGCAGUCGUAGAAGACGAAUCAUAGCUUUGUUUCACUAUACACAAUAUAUUUGGACAGACUAGCCGGCGACAACACUGACUACCUAAGACAGAAGCCUUUUCUCAGAUGGGGACUUUUCCGAGGGUAAAAAGGGAAAAAAACAAAGCAACCUGCCAUGUGGCGCUGUCCGGCAAUUAAUUAACAUAACUUUACGAAUAAAAGUACAACGCCAAACAACCUGUUUGAUGUCACUGCUUAGGCCUCUAGGUAGCAAACGCACCCAUCACAAUUUGGACUAUGUGUGGAGCGGACAAUAGUCUAUAUCUGUUUAACAGUUAGUUACCAAAUCUCACCUACUGAUCGAUUUUCUGGUCCUGAAAGUUCAAAAAUCUUUUGGUCAUGUGACUCAAAAUCUUAAGACUUAAAAUUUCGAGCGCUAGAGUCAUGCUCAAUUUAGGAUUUUGUAAAUUUGAAAUGUAGGGCAUUCAGGCCAAUUUUAGACGAGCCUUAUGACCAAAAACCGUGCAUAAAAACGGUUGCUUGAAUUGCAAAGAAUCGGCCUUGACAUUACGGGUGCCAUCUCUGUGAAUGACUCAGGAAAAACUUUUGGGGCAUUUUGGUACCCAAAGUUCCUAACGGUUAGUUUGAAGUUCGCAUAAGAAUUAGAGGAUUCUUUUGCCAAACUUCGAUGGGCUGUACACUUCCACAAAACGAGGCGACAAGACAGUAAGUAAUAAGCAGAUGUGCAACUGCAAACCAGGAAUUACACCGGAAAGAGACGUAGUUGAAUUGUCAUAAAGACGAAAUUCUCACUUUAAGCACGCAAAUCUCGUGACCGUCGUUACGCCAUUGGGCCACGAAAAUGCACUCUUUCACGUACAUAACUAAUGGCUUGUUGUCAUGUGAGCUCUUGCAUGGGCGAACGUUCUGAGCUCAAAGCCAGCAUAUUCUCUUCACGCUCACCCGGUGGGACUCUAUGUUCCUGCUUGAGGCCAGAAAGAGGUAGGUCGUCGAGUCAGGCGGUCGCGCGUUUGAAUGAAAUCACUGGAUGACCAACUUUGAUGUGGGUCCCCAUUGCUGGCCUUUCGGGGUUACUUGCAGUUACUUGCAGGGAUGUGGAACAGCUGACCCUUGACUUCAAAUAGGACAUAAAGUGCCAGUUUGAUUGGUAGUCUGCAUAGCAAAAAUUGAAAUUGUUUUGAAUUCCUCUCAGAAUAUGUUUGAUUAAGUUAAGCCUCCUGCCAUCCGGCAAGAACGAAACAUUUGAUUUUGUUGGCAUCACACACAAGCUUCUAUAGUGUUCCUUCCAUUAGUCGCCAUAAUUUUGGCACAAUUGUUUAUAAAAUAUUCUUUACUGUCUUUUACCAAAAUUAUUACUUUCCCCCAAAAUGUUCAGGGAUUUUGGUUUUUAAUGUAGUGCGAGAGAUUUCUUCGAAAUGGAGCAAGAUGAAUGGAUUAAUAUGAUGUUGUAAAGCCAAACUACUAUACACCAUGCAAAGCAAAUGUAAUUGAAACAGAGGCGCUAAUAAAGUAGAUAGAAGAAAGUUUUAAGUAGUCACGCAAAUGCACAAUAACCGAUACAUCUCACUUCGAGAAGAGGAAAACAUCCAGCUAAUGUUCGCAGUUGCCCUGGUUGGAAAUGUUUGAUCUAACUGGUGACCUGGUAAAUCGAAUCUGUCAAUUAAGGUAGCAGUUUCUUUCCACUUUCAAACAGACACUGUCAUGUACUUGUAGCCAUGCCCAGAGGAGCACCCAAGGGUUAGCUCUAGUAAGUGGACGACAGAACGUCAGUGCCGCUCAGUAUAUGCAUUAGCUAGGGUCUGCCAAUCCCUUGCAAUGUUGAAGAAAACACGUCGAUUGGGUAUUUAUGCUCAUAGAUGGUAGAACUAAGACCGGAGCUUACGCCACGAAAUCCAUCGAACUCAGCCACAUUUCUAGUUAGCCCAGGAUGGACAUACCGCGGAAAGUGAGAGUAGGAUAGUUUCCGGCACUUAACGUUCUCACAAGAAACAAACAGACAAGCAAAUACGCUUUAGAACGGUCAAAAUGCGACAACAGUUGUCGUUAGAGAAGCAUCAAAUUUAGAAGAUAACCUGGUCCUACUUCGAACUGAAACAGGCUGGAAUGGCUUUUUCUUCGUAGAGUUCGCAUGACGCUUUCACGUAUGGGAGGUCUGAGACUGGGGAGGGGGUAGGAGCCAGCACUCAGGUUGUCCGCACUGACAUAACAUCAGUCUGUUGCCAGCCACAGACGAGAAUGCGGUGGUUAUGGGAAAAGAAAGGGUGUAGUAGCUGCAACACAAGUCUGUUUUAGGAUAGAGGAAUUCAAUCGUAAGUUACCGCAUUGUCCUCUCCGAGGCGGAGUAUUCUUCGUCGCUUGCUGCUGACGGCUCAUUUAGUACUACUGUUCAGAUGCAAGAGUUCUAUAUAGCUCAUUUUUUUGAGCACCAGAGGGAAUCCCCGUAAAUAAGCUCAAUGCACUAUAUCGUCGACUAUUAAUAAACACUGUUAUUCGACCGCUCUGAUUUCUAUAAGACCGGUGUGACUUGCUGUUGCGUGCUAGUAGGCAAAGAGUACUCAGUUGUGGCUGCUCGAACAGUUAACUCCAUCAUUAUUAGGUCAUCUCCCUUUGUAACAAAUUUUCGUUCACUGAUGAAUGUUGAAUUUGUUCUUGUUGUUGUCAUGGGUGUGCAUGCGUUCCACAAGACCACUUCGUGUCAUUUAUUUGUGUUUUUCAUAAUGAUGCACGAAAAGAACUAGGUUCUUGGUUGGCGUAUGGCUAGAGGUUCCUUUCCGGUCUUCUUUGUACCAUUCCUUGAACCCCUGCUUUUGUUGCGUUGCUAUACGACCGUUAAGAUGUUUUGGCGGGCACUGGCCCGAUAUCCCCUGCCGCAUGACAGAUUCAGAGUAAAUUAGCCGUCCUUUGUAGCGUAGCUCUGCCGAAAGUGCUGAGCGAUCCUAAGAACUGGAAAUGGGAAUCCUUUUUACUGUAGCUUCAGAAUUUGCAUUCACCGAAGACAGCUGACCAGAAAACGGAUGUACAUCCCCUACUGGCAGAGACGAGCUAUAGCUUCCUGUCCAUACAGAAGCAUAGACUGGACAACGGGUUAAUGCGUUGUCAGCUUAAAAUGCAUACGAAAUCCUGUCUAAUUAAUAGCUAGACAGUAAAGCAUCCCUAUAGUCGCCCAGGGUUUAUUCCUGUUCUAAUGUUCUGUGCUCAUUAAUAUGCGACUUAAGUAACGAUACUUUUUGAUUUGUCGGGGAUACAUCAACAGACUUAGUAAUUGAAGAGAUUGAUGAGAAUUCGUACGUAACAAGGAUUGAAACCAACAGCUUGGGUGGGGAAGAGUUGCGAUAUUAGAUGUCUUUCUUUCCAAGGGUUAGGUCUACUAGGCGAAUUAAAGUUCAAGUGAACAGGCAAAACUAACAAUCGUAUUCAGUAGUAGCAUUACAGAGCAGGAGAAGUCAGAAGGAUACAACUAUUCUCAGAGACUAAAUUUUCUGUUGCAUGGAUCUCAGAAGUAAGCGAAUCUUCAAAAAAAUAACCCCCAGUUACUGUGAGGCCGAAUAUCUUACGACGGUUCCAGUCGGUUAGCCGCAACUACUGAACGUGCCGUCUUCUCUGUCCUACUUGUAUAUCGAUUGUUUGUGUACAGGUUGUCUCCCCAGAAAAAUGCAAUUCACACUGUCGCAUAUCUCACAUUUAGGUGGCGUACAAAAUCUGCAAACAAAAUCAGAGAGGCAGUUCACUGGCUGGCGUCUAGGUCUACCUACGUGCCUCAGAAAACCCUACAGUCCGUUAGCGUGUAAGAUUACUGCGAAUAGUUCGCUCCGUAGAAAUGACACAUUAAAUUGGAAAAUACUUGAAAAAUUAAGUCCGCUGACAAAUCUCCUGGAUGCAAUGUCUGCUUAGAAAAUAUCCUUAGGACCCCAAGAGUCCUAAUCCUUACAAAUACUUACCUAUGAGAAAGUUUUGCCGACGUUUUUGGCUAGCAUUCUUUCCAAAUUGGUUGGUCGGUAGGUUAACUUUCAGUGAAAAAACCAGGCCGGGUGAAGUAUGUCCCAGUUACGUCUUUACGGACUGCGAGUUCCUGUUAUUCUGCAACUUGCUCUACGAGAACAGGGUAUACUUUCUUCCAAGAAGUUUCUGAAGAUUGCUUCCGAAACGCCUGGAGAACCACACAAAUAUGCCGGACCAUUUCGAAGGAAACCCGCUGCGAAAUUUGGCGUCACCGAACCGACGGCAUUCUGAUGGCAGACGUUUAUGUUAUUUCACAUCCAAAGAGAUCAGUUAUGCAAUAGGUUAGACAGUUGACAGUAAGCUUCGCCUUAAAACAGGUUUCCAAGCAGGUUUCCUUGAUUUCGAUUAUUUCCGUUUUUUGUUUUACUGAUCGAUCUCCCAUCUGGCUGGCCUAGAUGAAUCCACUCUCCUUGUGGACUAAACUGCUGUAGUGUAAUGUCACGUCCAAAAGCGCUUCUGGUCGUAGUACUGUUUCGAGUCAUUCUUGGGAAAAUUUCUCUAAACAAAUGUUUGCUCGAAAACCACACCUAUCAUGACUUACUUCUUUCAGAAUCUGACAUCAUCUUUGUCAUACUACUGCUGCGGCAGGUGUGACUUGGACGAAAAACUGUCCGACAUAUGUCUUUUAAUGGUCAUAUGUUUGGGCCUCAAUAAAUAUCGAGAUGCUAUGCGGUCAGGAUGAAAAAACUAUGAAAUAACCGAGUGGCACCAUAGAUUAAUAUUUUCUUGAGGGUCUACAGAAGGAGAAGACAAUUUCUUGCUCCAGGUUUUUUUUCAUUUAACUUUGAAAAUGCCGCGCGGAGUGUCUUAUAAAAUUUCCAGAGAGUAAGGCAUACCAAAACAUCCCCUUUGAGUUAAUUUGUUGGAAGUGAACAUCUUCAGCUUUCACUGCGAACCUGCGACGCACCUGUUACCCUCUUCGGCCAAUAGGCUGGGCUAAAUGUGCGAACUCUUGAUGAUUCACUGAUAGGAGGAGCAUGACCGGGAUUGGCUGAAACACCAGGCCAGCCAAUCAGCGCACAGAUCCGUUUGUCAUGACUGCGUCAAGCACGGCACAGGCACUGGGUAAAUGAUAUUGCCAUGUCCUACUAAAUGGCGUGAGCACUUUCGUGAGAAUGGGUCAAUAAACAUGCACACUGAAACACUGCCCCAAAUGAUUGCUGCCGAACUGUUACGUAAUUGGUUUUUUUGCGAGGCGACGCCCAAAGUACGGACGUUCUUGACUCUUGCGCGACAGGAGAGGCAUUGCGCUAAAAGGUCAGCACAUAUCAGGAGUGUAACUGUAUCGGACGGGUGAUAAUGGCAACCUCGACAAUAGAUGAAAAAACCGCUCAGCAUCACAAAAAACGGUCAGGGGAUGGACGAAGAGCACAGUCAGCGGGGUCUGACAAAAGCAGACAUCGCGAAUACAUGCUGGAUGCGCCGCCACGAAACUAUGAAAGGCGACACUUCCCCGACCUGCUGAGUGCUAAUCUUACUCCGCCAUGGGCAACUUACAGCAGCAGCGAAAGCAACUCCAGCGAGUCUGAGACCUCUUUGACACACGACUUUGAAGAAGACAGUCUGGCGAAAGAAAACAUUUGUACAAGAUACGCGAGUGACUUGCCUGCUCUUCAUGCUUCUGUCUUUGAGCUCAACUUACCUUCCGUGCCCGGGGCGGAGCUGACGAGAUCAAUCUCAGGGGACGGAUUGAGUCGAGAAUUUCCACCCAAAUACAUCAUUCUACCCACAACCUACUUCGGUUUGGCAAACAGUCCUUCAAGUUACCGAGACGAUAGUCCGCCAGCAUCUUCGCGUUGGCGCACCGGACGUCAUAGAUGGCAGAAGUCGAAGCGCAAUGCAUCCCUCACCGACCGUCCGCCCUUCUAUCCACCUGGGCCGAAUCAGCACUCGGCACGUGGCAUAGGAUCCACUUUUGAUAGAAGUCAGCGAAUGAGAGAGGCACGACAGCUCUAUCGAUCUCCGCAGAGUAGGAGGGCACUUGGUACACCAGCUUGUUACAGAGGUUCUUCGAGUCUCUCUUCUCUACGAAACCGCUGCUCCCCAGUCUGGAAUGCCCAGGCCACUUCACAGUCCCUCUCUGAAGACACUGCAAACAGACGUAUGCCUCUGAGGAUUAAACGCCCCAUAAGUCACCAAGUCGAGAACAGGAGAAGGGAUUUGUGGCGGUCUGAGCCGCAGCUUGAUAGAACUGGCACUCGCUCAAAGUCCAAGAGGAGCGGAAAAGGGAAGGAAUGGUUAUUACCGGUGAAGGCUUACAAGGCCUCUCCCGUACAAUGCUCCUAUUGGCUACCUGCUGGCGAUUUGUUCGAGGAAUAUCGUGACAACUUGGCAAAAUUUUCUAAGGCCAAGCGGUAUCCUCUUCCUCUUAAAUCUCUUCAGCCACAAAAAACGACCCUCUGGUACCGUUCUGAUCCUGAUCUUGCUUUAACUACGACUGAAAGCGAACUAGAGAAGACGGAGGCGACGUCUUCAGUUACUCAGAUAACCGGACGCUUGAAGUAUCAAAGUCCGGAAAGAUCUGUCUGGUUAAAGCAAGGAAGUGAAUUCCAGCCCUCCGAAAGUGGCGCCUACGACCGUGAGGGUAUGAACGUGCUUGUGCCCCGUUGUCUUGCUAGUUCACCUAUCCAAAUAAAUCGGACAUACACGAAGAGUCAGCGCGUGGCAUACGAACAAGAGCUAAAUACUCUGCGAGAGGGAGUGAAUUUGCAGUCAAGCACGGACACAGCACCUAAGACGUCGACAGACGAACGAUUUCCGGCCUACAGGACUCCUUCAGUAAGCCCGUAACAGUAUUUGCCGUCGUUGGGACUAAAGAAAAAACCUUCAUACGACUCGUAUAAGAGAUUACAGAGGACUAAAUGGAAGACAACGUAAUUGGGUCGUUGUAGGGCGAGCUCAAGUCGCCGACCUUCGUUGCACUACCUCACGAAACUGACAUUUAGGGGCCCUGUGACUCAAUUCAUCGUUCAUUUUUGACUGAUAUCCUCCGCAUAGAUCUUAGCUAUAGCGGUAAUACGUCGUUUUACACCAAGCAGCUGUCCAUUUCUUCCUAUAAUCUCCGAAAUGAGCUUGAGGAUAACCGACCAUAAUUAAGAUGCAUAGUAUGAAAAGAGGUUUUCUAGUGCUUAUAUAUGCUAGUCAUUCUCGGGGAAUAAUAGGCUUUUUUUAUCGACUAUUUAACCUACCUCCCCAUGACAACACAAAUUUAUAGCAUCCAUUGUUAAAUUGAGGCGAAAAAGCGACUUGAUUUCACAUUAAGACAAACGUUUUAACGUCCCUGUAGUCUGGUAUGCAGACUCUAUGAACUGCCACUGUUGGUGACAGUUUUAAAUGUAUCAUGAGGUAUCCUACACCUGCGAAGCAUUUGGACGGCUGAGGCAGAAUUAAACUUGCAUUACGAUGAAUACUAGUGCUUGAAAGAAUUUUGAGACAAGAAAUACCAUUAGUCAAACGAAAAGGAAUUAUUUUCAACUAUUUUCCGGUUCUACAUGAGAAAGUGGCGUAGGCUAACUCAAGCACAGUAGAGCUAUCAAAGAGCAGACAGGAAACGUUUUCAACAGAUCCGCUUUUAGGACGAACCAUGACGAAUCAUCUUUAAGGUUACUGUUUACAAGGUGUAUAGAAUUUAUUUAAACAUAUCCCUUCGUUCAAUCCAUUUUCGUCGUUCGCCUAUCACAGGACUCCAGUCAUCUAACUAAGAAUAGGGCACGUCAUGGGAAGGAUUUUAGUGGAUAGGAAAAGUUGAUUCGGAGAAUGUUUUCGUGCAUAAUCAGGAAAAAAUCAGCACAUAUACACUAAAACACCAUAAAAAUGAUCUGAUUUGUUGGUAACAUGAUAAAAAUGCAAAUAACAUGUGCGCUGAUAGGCAAAGGAGGUUAUCUUGAGCAGCUAUUGCAAGAAACUAGUAAAUUUUAGAAAACUGUCAAAUUCGAAUUUUUGUGAAUAUUUCCCACGGCUACCAAAAAAUGAGGACUUCCUCCGUGGUUUCAUUGGUGGUGCUGGAAAAACAAGUUCAUAGUAACAUGUCGGGCGUGUACUCUUAGAGGUCAGAGCCAUUUAAUUCAAGACACUGCAGCUCGUCGACGCGUUUCCAAUUCAUCCUCACUUUCAGAUCCACUGAAAACGAGCCUACAGAUUAGUCCAUCCUUAACACUAUUUCUUAAAAUAAAUCGAUUUGAAAAGUUUGUCAACAGGACUGAUUACCUCACUUGGGCUACCAAAAUGCAAAAAUAAAGUUACAGUUGAAAAAAACGGUUUCAGCUUCAAAAAAAUUUCCCUGGUUAAAAUUUAUCCAUUUGUUAAAAAACUUGUGAAUUUGGCAGUAUUCUUUUUAAAGCUAGGACGUUUUGCGACUCAGGGCAUUUGAGCAUUUUUCAAUUGCAUGAUUCGCGUAUCUCUUAUGGUUUGUCGAAAAUACAUGUUUUAAUUUCUCUAGACAUUUCUUCAUAUUUUUUGCAAAGCGAACUGUCAACCAGUCCAGGAUUAAGUGGAAUUAAUCUCCAUAACUAGCAUCCCAUUCAUUUGUUAAAGUUCGUUAAGUCGCCGUCGGUUUUUCCUACUAGAGCCUCUUGUCCUACAGGAAGUACUUUUUGGCUUAAAUAGCAUGUAAAAUGACUGAAACUCAAGAAAAAUUUUAGACUAUUGAUUUCGUUUUUGCGAGCAUGAUACACUGAACUCUUUGAUUGCCCCGUUCAAAGCCUAAAAGCCUACAGUGUUCGGGCCUCCAGACGGCUCCAUUCAGGUUAUCGAAUUUCUGCAUUGUCUGGGGGAGGAAUCAGUGGCACAGAGAAGUGAGUUUAAGCUAUGCCAAGCAAUGAAGACCGCAAGUCACCCAGGGAGUGUCGUGGUGGCUGAACUAAAUGAGGAUAAACCUGCCCUGCGUGUACCUCGUUCUGUCCUUUCACACUUACCCUAUUCCAUUUUUAAAACAAAUUCGAGGUGAUGAGAGUGGGGGAGACCCAGAAGGCAGUAAAAGCAAUCAAAGACAGCCGUGGCUUGGUGAAUACGCCCUUGUCUACCUCUCUCAACGUGUUCCAAGUCCUGACUUGAGAGGUUGCCAACUGAUUGGGCAACUUGGUCUUUCGCAGGCCUGAGGGUCAGGUUUCAGUAGUUGCUUCUUAAUAUGGCCGCUAUGCCACUCUCACCUAAGAGAGAUCCGAGACCUCCCUGAGAGCAGCUUUUCAUAUACCGGGGGAGCAGGCCGUGUAUGUUACUCAUAGGUCGCCUGUUUAGCUAUGUCAUCUACUACGUCCGAGCCCAUCUUUCGUCAUAUUGACUUUGCUUUGGCGUCAAAACAUGUCGGGUUUGAGAGGAGGCGCCAUGGUAAGUGCAGACUAACUCUGCUCCACUAUAAAAAAACCAGUCUUGAGUCACUCCGGCGCUCAAUCCAUGGCGAAGGGAUGAGUGUAAUCGUUUGCAUGAAUCCAACUGUCGUUCGCUGCAGUGGAUAUUCGCGUAUUUUUAACUGUCGUGGGUUGAUUAUUUGUUUGAAGAGUGAAGUGGCCAAUUAUUGCGUUUUAGAACUAUGUCAGUGGGUGUUUACAUACUAACGGGGAUGGACGGGCAAGCACCGAUCGCUUUACAGAACUCACUCGUCCCGUUGUGCCUUGGGGUGAUCGGUGCGCGCCCCUCUACCACCGUUAAUACGCUCUAUCGCAAAUGACAGAACUGCGAGCCCGUGGCUCAAUGGUUAGGGCGUUGGAAUUCUAACUAACAGGUAGCGAGUUCGAACUUCGGGAGUUGCAUACUUCGGGGUUGGGUGUAGCCGGCUGAUGACAGCUAUCAAGUCAAAAAUAGCCAUUUCAGUCACCCUUGUCUUUGUCGAUAAUGUCAUCCCACUGACAACGUUUUGGUUAAAUAAGACAUCGGUUCUUGCUGUAAGUGAAUUUAAGCCUGAUCUCAUUUCGGAAGCAGGAUUAUAAUACAAUCAUACUGUAGAAGAGUAACCCUUUUAUUAAUACACAGUUCGUUGACCACGCGUUUUUCAUCAUCAUCAUCAUCAUCAUCAUCAUCAUCAUCAUCAUCAUCAUCAUCAUCAUCAUCAUCAUCAUCAUCAUCAUCAUCAUCAUCAUCAUCAUCAUCAUCAUCAUCAUCAUCAUCAUCAUCAUCAUCAUCCUGGACAGUAGCAGCGGUAGCUACACCAGCAUCGUCGUCGUCAUCGGCAUCUGUCCCCUACGUACGUGUUUAAUUUCAGGGAUCUGCAGACCCAGCCUUUAGUUUGCGCAGUUAUCCUAUGUUUUUUUAAAAAAGAUGAUGACACUCGCAAACCGUACGAAAUGUAUUUCUUGCCUUUCUUUAUUACCCGCAGAGCGUGAAAGCUGCCAGCAAUGCAUCAGGUGAGCCCCGCCGCACUGUAUGCAUGCAUGCACCGAAAAACACGUUUUCGGAUUCAUUGCCGUCCAUCUGCCUGCCGUUUCAUUUUCACAUGAAAACGCACUCAGCAUGAGAUGCUUGUCGCUGAGCAAAAAGCCAAUCGGCAGAUGCACUGCAUCCUUUUUUUCUACCUCAGUACACUACCUCUUUGAAGUCGCUGAGCUCGUAGUAGCAGACAAUAUGAACAAAAUUCAUCCUUUAGAAAACUCUUUAAAGACAUUUGUUCAACCCUUUACGUCAGCAUAGUGGCCACAAUUUCCCGCAAAUUACACGAUCUAAACAAAAGCGCACCCGUUCAGGAAUGACAUGCUCUGGACAGCAGAUGCACUGUUGGUCUUAUGCCUACUGACAAUUUGAAAGGGUAGAUUGCGCCUUGGAAGACGUCGGCCGUCUUCGUCAGCUUUGUUACAACACUUGCGAAGUCCCCACUAGCAUCAGUUUCUGACGGAGGGCAUAAAUCCUUUUAGGUCUGGAGGGCUGUUGUUUGAUACGAUAGAGCAAAAAUUAAAUGCCCGUCUGGCCAAAACUACCAAUAUCGCGAGAAUGAAUAUUGUCUGAUAUGUACAAUGAUUAAAGAUGUGAUUGUUUGGAAAAAUAUUAUGCCAGAACCGUAAGCAAGAUUUGUUUAGUUCUCUGAACUACACAUGCAGAGUUUAGGAUUUGUGGGCUUUUUGUACACAGAGUUUACCGUCAUGCAAACUUGCUAGCCGACGUGCCUUCUGUCACUGUAUUGACUUACUGUCGUAUUCUCUUCCACCCAACCAUCACGACAAGAAAUUUUGCAACAUGCCUAAAAUCUCUACCGUUUGCCGACGCUCUACGAUAUUCUGUUAACUAGAGCGUGGUUUUCUAAUUUUACUUAGUGCAGACGAAAACUACAAAAUGACUUCUUCCUGGAAUACAUACGCUUGCAUUGCAGCAAGAUUUUGCCGUCUGGUCAUUGAAAUGAGUUUCGUCCUUACAGAUGAAGAUUAAUGCAAACAUGUUUGUUAAAGUGCACGUCAUUGUUUCUCAAGUCGUGUCUAGUACACAGAAGUCAAAUGCUUUCUGACCAGUGGUAACGAAGCGGUUCCUUACUUUGGACCACGCAGUUUGUUGUUUUGCCGUAGUGUUGUCUACAUUUACUACGGUAGUCAGGACGAAACUCAGCUACUCCACUGGCCAGUUGGGCAGGAGCCACAAGCUGGGCAGACAGUCUUGAACCAUCUGCCUCGCGAAUUAAACGCUCAAGGAACGUGCGAUGCAUGCUAUUUAGGCGAUAAAUGUCACUUGGAGCACGAGGGCUACAUGGCUGCUAUUCCGAAACACCUGGAAUUUUCUCCUGCAAGAGUGUUGCAAUUUAUCCCGCUCAGCCCUACUGAAGCGUCACUCGUCUCCUCUGUAGUUCGCCCUUGGAGACCACUUAUUUUGGCCUAAUCUGAAAUCGAUGGUUUUGUUACUACGCUAGACAUUCGAUGAUAAUGACUCUCUGUAAAGGACCUCAAUCCUCUGCUAUGGUAGCGACGCUGACAGUUCAAAAUUACCUUGGUUAAUAAGAAGUUUAUGCGAUCUUUAUGAGUGUUACCCUCAGUCAUUAAGACCGUUUGGUCUAGGGUCAAAAUGCGAGACGGCAAUGCACAAUCAUGUUUUACCUCGAGCCUAACCUGAAGUCAGCGAACCCCAGUCCCAUCUAAUACGGGACCAUUGAUAAUAGGAAGUUUUACAGGCGCGGCUGGGGAAAGCGCAGGCGACGAGGUCAAGUAGUUGUAUGCAAAAGAAAAGCCAUUGGGAAUGCGCGAUUUGACUUGGAAUGAUUGACAAAUAGUUGCGAUAACUCCUAACCCUAACCCCUAACUAUAACCCCUUAUCCUUAACCCUAACCCUAGCCCUAACCCUAAUUCCUAGCCACAGCCCCUAACCAUAGCCUCUAACCCUUAACCUCAACCUCAACAGUAUUGUGUCUAUCAGGUGGGGCUACUAAAUCACAUCUCACCAAGAAAUGUUUAAAAGAAAGGGGUUUAAUAAGGAGUCUUUUUGUCUGUAAACAAGAAACACAAAGUGCCCUGAGGAGAAUAUUCAAAAAGGCUGUCAGCUUGCAAAGUGCGGUACUUGUAAAGAUGUGAUUAAGUUAUGCUUAAGGCACCUUGCUUAUUUGGAUAAGUGAAAAUGAGGUUCUUGUUAUCAUGAAGUCUAAUUGUAGUAGGGUUGCCUCGAACUAGGCAAUCUGUUCGGGAGUCUUAAAAGAUUUUAAAUUAAUUUUUCUGGGGUUUAGAAUCCUUCAGAAGUCACUAAUUUUUCUUAGAUCUACAUAAGUAGGCAAGCAGCGGAAUAUACAACCCUCUGCGGAUUUUUCACAAUCAUCCAUAUUAGUCUCACUUACGACUUCCUGAAGAAAAAACGUAAAAAAUCUAUCUAAACGCUAACAUUUGGGUUAGGCUAAUUUGCAAUAUGCUUGCGUAUGCUAUCUUAUAAUUCUGAACAUCUAGUUGGAAGCUGUGGCCGUCGUCAAAUAGUUGUAGGUCAUUACUUUUAAAAUAUAUAAUCCGAUCAUAUAAAGUUGCAGCUGCUGGAAGCGUCCAGGGUAUACUUUUGAAAGUGUUGAUUUAUGCUUCAUCGAUAUAUGUAUAUACAUAUAUACAGUAGGUGGGCUAACUCGUGAAAUGUAAACCGAAAAUCCGAAAUGUCUUUUCGUUUGGAAAAGAUUAUUUACGGAGGGUUGCAAAACUAAGCAUCUUGCAACGUAAUUCUAUAAAACUUUAGUUACAUCAGGAUGCCGGCUUUCGAACGAACUUCUUCCGGCUGCAUGCAAAAACUGUACUCUGUAAAAAAGACUACUUAUGAAGCAUGCAAUUUUCUCAUUGAUUGUUGAUGACCAUACCCAUUUCAUUAUAUUUUAUGGAAAACAUGCAUAAAAAUAUCCACUUCUUUGCCCAUUCGGUAGAAAAUGACACCUACGUCCAAUUUUAUAUUCGAAGGAAGGGUACAAUUCGGUUUUAGGAAGUUUCUAAUUGUGAGAUUUCUUAAUACCGUGAAAUAGCCGUUCAUAAAACGUCACGUAUCUGCACUUACCAAUGUGGCCUGUAAAGUUAACGACAUGGUUCAAAUCCAUUGCUAAAUUUGACGAACUUCAUAUAGUCUCCUCUUAAUACCGCAUAAAAAUGUAUGGUUUUCCGUACGCGGAAAAUAUACGGCUUGCAGUUUGGAAACCCUGGAUGCAAGCGUAACGGCAGGUCGAGUACAAAAUUAUUCGGGAAUUGGAAAAGGUCCUCCGAAAACAUGCAUAAAAAUAUUCAUUUUUUACUUAUUCGGUAGAAAAUCACGUCUUCUUCCAAUUUCAUACUCAAAAAAGAGUAUAAUUCAGUUUUAAAAACUUUUAUAAUUCCGGAAUAAUUUUGAACCCGAUCUGCCGUUACACUUGCAUUCAGGGUUUCAAAACUACAAGCUGUAUAUUUUCCGUGUACGGAAAACCAUGCAUUUCUCUACAGUGUUAAGAGGAGACCAUAUGGGGUUCACAAAAUUAAGCAGUGGAUUUGAGCAAUAUUGUUAACUUUACAAGCCACAUUCGUAAAUGCAGAUACAUGACGUUUCAUGAACGGACAUUUAACGGUAUUAAAAAAUCUCACAAUUAGAAACUUUUUUAAAACCAAAUUAUACUCUUUUUUGAGUAUGGAAUUGGAAGAGGACGUGACUUUCUACCGAAUAAAUUAAAGAAUGAAUAUUUUUAUGCAUUUUUCCAUGAAAUAUAAUUGAAUUUUCAAGGGCAUCGAAAAUCAAUGAGAAAAUUGCAUACUACUUAAGUAGCCAAUUUUUGCAGAGUAUAGGUCUUGCAUGCAGCCGAAAAUAAGUUCUUUCGAAAGCCAACGCCCUGAGGUAACUGGAUCAUUAUAGAUUUAUGCUGCAUCAUGAUUAGUUUUACGACACUACUUAAUGUAUCUUUUCGAAACGAGAACGCAUUUCGAAAUUUCGGUUGACCUUUCAUGAGUUAGCACAUCUACUGUAUAUAUGUCUUCGAACGCAGGCAUCCCAUGAACCAUAAUUUGUAGGCAAAUAUGUUCUUUAUGAAAAGUGGAAAACUUUAUUAAGUAAACCUUCGACGCUGGUUCCCAAGUCGUUUUCAGAUUUGAGCAAAUUUGCAAAAACCUGCUGAAACAUCGAUAUUCAUUUAGAGUUUGCGCCAGUAAGCAGCCGCUGUGUGUCUUCAAAUAUAAAUAUGCAUAUGCCGGCAUGAGUCUCGCCAUAAAUCUCAUUAUUCUGGUACAACUGCUUUAGCGGCAAAAUCCGCUAACAAAUGAUUACAGUAGUCUAUUCAAUAAACCCCCUCUGUGCAAAGAUUUUCAGGUGGAAUAACAUUUAGUAUACAGCCCCACUGAUAAACCUCCCUGAACAUAGCGCCCUCCGCCCUCUAAGACACCGGUCCUAUCGCACGGUGUUACUUUUCACACAGACGCCUGAAUUUACUUUAGAAGAAUCGCAAAAAGCCAAUUCUAUUGGCUCUCCUUCCUAACACAUAUGCUGCUGUUUGCCUUUUCGCCGUGCUGUACAGCAAAAGAGCCGCCCACACACGUGAUUGAUAAUGCUUCAGCGUUAUUUACCUGAGACAGCCUAUAUUUAGAUUCUUCGCGACUGCACACGGCUUCACCGAGAACAAGCCAAAAAAACUUCGGGAGAUCUGUAAAAUGUGUUUGCCAGAGGGAUAUUUUCUCCCAAUCCCUACCUCUUCUCUUUUAAUACAAAUUGUUUAGCGUUGUAAGGUUGUAGUCUGACAUUCACGGGGAGUGACCGCGGCGGUCAGGAAUUUGUGAUAACAACUUUCGAUUGGACAGAGGCGUCCAAUUGAAAGGUUCUCCUGUUUGCUUCAUACGCUGCAUGCGAGUCGUAAACUCGCAUAACGAGAAUAAAUUAUAUCACAUCUGUUCACUCUUUGGAAACGAAAUCGUCAGUGAUUCCCGGGGUUUAAAUUCAGUCUGAUUCAUAUGAGAACAUGUUAUUAGAGUCUGUUGGGUUAAGGGAAGCCGUGGGUCCUUCACGCAUCACCCGUCGUUUUCCAUAUUAAAAACUAUUAAAAUCGUCGUCAACCUACCCGUAGAGGCAUGGUCACCUUCGAAUAUCCAAGGCAUUAUAUUUGCACUUCAUGCUAUGCCUUAUUUUCUAGAGAUUUAAGUAAACGACUAAAGCCAAGUAGUUGAUCUUCUGCUCGAUAAAGCCUGCAGGGAGAUUGCACAUAUUAAUGCGCCGAAACUCACCUUACAUUCCUUUGUCCCUCUCAUGGUCGCACUUGGAAGUCUGGCACUUUGAAAGUUCAGUCCGAGAUAUUCACACAAAACCGUAAUCCCACAAAAAGUGCCUAUAACUGAUCAAACCUACGAGAAUCAUAUGGUACGCGGGCAAAGUGGAAAUAACUUUGGUAACCGGCCUGACAACCAUCUACUCACGAUAGUCAGGACGAUAAAGUCUACGUCUUCAGCAAAAUUCCAGGUUGCAGCUGCAAAGAAGCACGCUUUUUGGGUACCGUUAACAGCAAACUGAACUAGUUUGGUUUGUCCCAUAGGGACAUUAUCAGAGUGUUUUUGGAAAUUUCGCACAAUGGAGGAUAAUGCGAUCCUAACGAUAAUUUCCAACAUCUUCAUGAUUGAAUUACAGUCAUAAACUUUCUACUUUAGAUUAUAAAACACUGAGCUACUUUUCAUACUAAGAGACUGCCAGGCCAGAUUACCUCUGAACACAUGUUCUGUCAAAAAUAUGAAAGCAACGCGUUUUAAUCUGAAACAGAAUUGCUUGGCGUGGGACAUUUGCAGUAUAUUCAUUCAGUCGCACAUCUAAGGAUGUUCUGUUAGGUUUCCUCCAUUUCGACUUACACAACCUCUGAACUUCCUUUGUUUGACGAGAUUGCCUUUGCACGAAUGCCCCAACUGCAAUGUAGUCGUUUCUUUUGCAUGACUUGCAUGAGUCUCCAGCGGACCAAGAUCUCGCCCCAUGGGAAAAUCUGCAGCAGGUCAGAAAUUCUGACGAUUUCUUGGGUCAGCAGCCAUCUCCCUCGGAUAACAAUGUUCCGAUACACUUUCCACAGUCUGCUACUCACCUGAGUAAUGUUUUGGAGAGGGGUGAGGCCAAUCGACCAACGUUAAUCCAAAACGUUUCCCCGCUAGCGCCCCUAUCGAACUCUACAAAUAAGGUGAGAACACUUACUUUGCAUGAGUAUGACCCUUAGAGCGUCAGCAUUCACAUAGUCCAUAAGGGCAGUGUAAGGCUCUCUUUCACUAUUUUAGAAGAGAUUUUCUCAUGAAGUUACCUCAAAGCAAAUUGUAAGGUCAACUCUCAAACGGAUCUGAAAGGGCCUUUUCCCGGCUGAUCUUUAGAGAGAGUGAUACAAACAAAUCAGAAUGAGUGUAUUUUGUAAAAAUACGUAGAAAUGAAUAAUGAAGAGGAUGAGAGAAGGUGGAUGUAGAGAGGAGGUAUCUAACUACGUAUUCAAUUUUCUUUAAUUUCCGAGGAAUUUAUCAGCACAAGACCAAUGUGUUCUGGCGAUUAAAGCAGCGAAUAGAUCAACGAAAUCUCAGAUUCCGCCAAACAUGCGCUUGACAUCUUGUUUGGUAGACAUGAACGCAUUUUUUGGGGCAUAAAUUUAUGAUGUUCAAGAAUCUGGCACAAUAACUACUGUGUUAGAGUCCCCUUUUUGCUAGAACUGGCCCCGAUGGUUCUGAAUAAAACAGAGCUUUCUGUAAAGAAACAUUGCACAGGUGUUCCUCAGUGGCAUAGGCUUUUAAGUAAGGUUCUUUUAUCGGUCUGACGGCAGGAAUAACUUCAGAAAAUACUGAUCAUCUCUUAAAUUCAGAAAAGGUGAUCACAGACGGUAGAGCCGGAUAUUAACGACAGGUCAUGUAAACACAGUGAUUUCGUCGUGGCGUUCUGAAUUGGAAUUACCGACCUAGUCGUCCUUUGUACUUUUCGACUGUCCUUCCGAGGUUAAAAUGUUACAAGAAAAAAGAAGACGAUUAUCUAAAAUUCAACCAAUUUAUGGGUAACUUGACCAAAAAACCAGGAACAUAAGUACUCUGACAAAAGUGAGGACUGUUUUAACGAUGUAGAAUUUGAUGUUUGCCAUCAACUUCAUCAUGCUUUUCGAGAAAGCGCGGAUGGUUCUUGUUGCGUAAAGUGCUAUCAUUAGGUUAGUGAGAUAAAUACGAUACAACUUGAAAUAGCUACUCCCCCAUGAUUGUCACGUCCAGUGACACCAGGUAGUCAAAAACAUUCUACUCGCCCAUUAUUUCUGCGGUCUCAAGACAAUCGAUAUUUAGAACAAACAGUUUUUCACUUUGUGACAAUAUCCGUCACCAGGUGCGCAAUAUAAAUUGUCAAUGGUGGCUUAAAAUCUGAACUUACUGAGGAUGCGCCGCCAGCGCUCUAGAAUUUUUUGUUAUUUUAACGACUGAUAUGUAAAACAAACAUUUCCAUUACUGCGACGCAAAUGGAAGGCCAUAAUUGCGAUUUCUAGGCCCCUAGUCACGACUAUGCCCUGGUCAAAAACACAGUGCGGUAUCUGUCUGGCGUGCUGGGUUACCAAUCUGCGCCGUUAUGGACAUCCGAGUCAUAGUUCUUAGGCAGCAGAUAUGCACGGGAACUAAUAAGUGCCCGCCCUCUUCUUAAUUGCGGCUCAAUCCCGUCUGUGCUCCGAGAAUAGUGAUAACAUGGGUAUUUUAAGAGAUGCUUACUUGAAUAUGUAGAAAAGAAGAAAAGCCGUCUUUGCGCCGGAGCUUGUUGUAGUGUGUUAAAAAGGGAACUUUGCAGAUAAACCUAAGUUGCUGUGGAACGGCUAAGGCUAACUGAGAUUUGACAAUGAAAUCUUUACACAGGACGCCAAUUUUAGACGUCAUUCUCUAUCCUGCUUUCAGCUUCUUCAUACCGAGUUUUCUUAAUUCUAUAAGUUUAAGAAUUCUCUACCUAGACCUAUGUCACGGUGGGCUGUUAAUUAUUUCAAGUUUAGUCAUUUCGCCUUUCCAAAGAGCUUUAUAUAUUUAUACCUCUGUAUAUGAUCACAGUAUGCUCAAGCUUUGAAGGAAGUUUUGUUCCUCUUACAGUUAACCAUAAGUUGCAAAGCCUGCGGAAAAUAUGUCGACAUCAAGGAGAGGAUGGAACUGCUAAACGACAUCUUCCAUCGGUUCUGUUUCAAGUGCGCAAUCUGCAGGGAAGACCUCUCGUAAGUGUUCCCAUGUCUUCUUCCAUUUCGAGGAUUGAGGCAGUUGGAGAAAAUGGUCACAGUAGAAGGGUGCGUCUACCCACCUUCAAUGGUCAAAAACGUCAAGAACUCGUCGUUCUCUUUCGUACGCACACUCAGAAUUCUUAUAAAAAGUUUCACACUUCCUUUGGCUCUCAUAAGUUCCGUGACUUCAAGAACAUGGGAAUGGAAGAGGAUAAGACUGGACUGCCGUAUUUCUUUCAGAAAAAUCAGCCGAUAUCAAAAAUAGUUGAAACGUAUCUAGUAUCACAGUCAGGUGGCUUUCACUGAUGCUUCCUGGAUGCAGGGUACACACGGACCUUCCAGAGUGCCAUGGCGCUCCGCUCUAGAACCUGCGCGGUCCGUAGCAUGGCCGCAAGGUAUUGAUCUAGGAUUCGAGCGUGGUCGGUAGAAUAUGGCAAAUAAAGCAGAAAUGGCCAAUUCAGUUCGCCUAGUCUCCGUCGUCAGUAAUUUCUCCUUAUGGUUUAAGACCUUAAACGAAAGGUCAAAGUCUUAGACGGUCUAGCAAUUAAUCUUGAAAACCAAUGCCAUCGGUCUUUGAAUAAAAAAAACCGGGCGCACCAAAGACAACUGUUUUCUUCCUUUUCAGGGUUAAAAAGUCCACGGGUGUUACACAUCCUUCGCAUUUGAUCUCUCCCUUAGUCUGGGUGGCUUGUAAGACCAUUCCUUGAUAGCGCGACUGUCGUUGACUGCGUCGGAAUUAGAGGCGUUGGGAAAUGACUUAUCUUUCGGCUAUCUCCAAAUCAUACGGCUACCCGAAGCCUAUAAUGUCUGUUUAAGGCGUUGACUUGCCGCCGUCCGAUGCGAUUAUCGAAGACAUCACUGUUACUGAUCUUAGGCCUAAUUACUAGAUGACGGAUGAAGUUAACAUAUACGCUUGCUCUGCAUUUCCCGUCAAAAACAAAACUGAAUCUGGUUGGGGGAGGAAGUUUUUGCAGUCAUUACCAUCUACACCGCACACUAUAACUUUACCGCAUGCCACUAUGGUUAUAAAAUUAAGGUAGAUUAAACACAGUCGGGACCACGAGCAUAUUGCUCCGUAUCGACACUUGAUAGUCCCUGAGCAUGAUUUUCGCCAUGCAUUCUUAUCCAAUUUAGGUUAUUUUAAAUGAAGGCCUCACACUUAAAUGAGCAGGUGGCAAAAAUUUAUCUUAAGAAGCUCAUAGUAUCAAGGUUACAUAUAACCACUGCUUAAUGUAAUGCAAUACGGGCUUUCGGUCAAUACAUGCACCAGAUAGGCCAACGUACCCCGGAAAAGUGUUUUUUUUUAGAUAAGAGCAAUACGGUUUCAUUGAAUGUGUGCGCUGUUUGCAAGUAGCCUCUUUUUAAGAGUUUGCAAAACGGCGGGUUUUUUCAUAAAAAUAUAAACUGGGAGCCAAACAAGUGUGUGAUGCGCAUUAGGAAGUGGCCUUGCGCCACGCCAGCCAUUAUGCCUAAUUUAAUCCACAUUCGGCCGACCUUGGACGUCGCAUUGGGUCACGAUGGGGCUGGUCGAUCCAGCGUGAGCACUCCCCACCGUAAGGAAAAUCAAAUGCACUUUUAGAUUGACAAGACAUCGUAAAAGUAUUUACUUGAAAGGCCACCAAGUGAAGGAAUAACACGGCUUUUCGGACCAAAGACCACCCUUCAAUAUCGUAUAGAUUUUGCGAGGUAAAUUACCACAUCCGUGACUAUAUCCGGUAGUCUCGACUCUCUGCCGAUAUUGAUAGGUGCAAGAGGAGAUAGAUAAACGUAUUUUCGUAAGGCCCUCUCAAUUUAAUCUAAACCACGCGUCAUCUUUUGCACCAGACAAUGCUCGUUGUCAAUGUCUACGACGGGCAACCUACCGACUGGUUGAUAAUCUGGUUGAAUCACCUUCUUUAAAACCCUUUACGCCGAUCGGAUAUCGUAGUCGAUCAGAGACUAUGAAAUGAAACUGACAUGAGGAAAAUAGUUAAGUAUGCAGAUAACAGACACACGGUAUUACUAAAGUAUGUCUUUAAGUUUGAUGAUAGAAAUACGGCCCGCUUGGAUAUCCGAACUAAAUCGCCUCCUGUGAAUGGCGGAAUAUGGCUUACCAUGAAAUGGGCGUCAGAGAAUGACUGAAACUUUUGAAAUGCUAGUUUUAAUGUACUAGCACGCCAACGAACGGAAUAAAUAUCGGAAAUUAUCGGUUGACAGUGCGCUGUCGCUUCAGACCACUUCUUUUUCGUCAACAUAAUGUUUUCUGGCUGGUGUAGCGACACUAUUAUCUUUUCAAUUUGUUAAAGCUAAUGAUGAAUGGUCACUUACUUCAAACCAACCUUUCCCAUCUUCCAGUUCCACCAAUGCGAUAUUUUGCAACAACAAAUGGACUUGCGAAGUUCAUUCCGAAUUCAAAUGGCCCGCUCACUCAGACCAGAUCUCCGAACUUCUCCCUGUUUAA